AUGGGUAUGCACGUGCCAUCUCCGGUGGAUGCGGGGGAGCCUUCACCGUGUGCGUGUCUAAUCCGGCCGCCUUCGGCAGGACGUCAAGACAAGGAUCGGCACGACCGGCGCAUGAGCCUGCCAUCACCGGCAGAGUUGUCCGUCAUCGAGAUCGAGGACGCGCACACCCCGAUACCCCUUGGAGGUUUCCCGGGGGGCAGCCCCACCGGGGAGGUCAUUGGCACCCCGGGGCGACCGCACCGGGAGCGGAACCACUCGGGGGGGGGCUUCGUGACGCUCAAGCGGAAGGGAGUGAGAGACGUCGUGCGGCAAGCGCAUGCCCGGUCUGCGUCCGCGGGAUCCGUCGGCGGCAAGCCGGCCGGCAGCUGCCGCACGUGUGGCGGUGGCGGAGGGGGUACCCCGGUAACGUGCUCAGAGUUUUUCUCGGGCGGCGGCGGCGGCGGCGGCAGCGGCGGCGGCGGCGGCAACUGCGGCUACGAUGAACGCGACCACGUCCACGACUUAGAAGCGAACGAGCCGCUGGGUCCGCCGUCUCCGAUGCCGUUUCGAAGACCGAGCGGGAGCGGGAGCGUGGGCGGCCGCGGCAGCGGCAGCGGCAGGCGGGGCAGCGGUACGCCUGGCUCCGCAGCCGCGGCCGUCGCUUCGCUCGAGGACGCGGCGCAGCGAAUCGCCGUAGACCCGGACUCGGGACACUCGUAUUUCGUGGAGCGCUCCACCGUCUGCGACGCGUGUCCCUACUGCGAGGACACGUGCGAGGUGGCGUGGUGCAACGGCUGCGACGAGACCAGGAUGCACCUGGAGGAAGCGUACGGGAAGCUCAUGCUGUCCGCGGCGGAGGUGGCGGGGGCAGGCGGGAGGCACGGCGGCGGAGGCGGCGGCUGCGAAACCGGCGCUGAUAACGGCGGCGGUAGCAGGCUGAAGCUUGCCCCCGUGCUCUCCCGACGGUACCCGCGAAAGUCGAGCUACACGCUCUGCGAGGUUCGCCGCCGGAAGGUCACGGGGGCGUGCUGGGUGGUGUCCCAGGGCUCCGUGUAUGACGUCACAGCCGCCCUCCCGGAUCACCCGGGGGGAAAGAGGUCCGUGCUCAAGAACGCUGGCGGGAGAGACUGCGCCGAGGACUUCUUCUUCCACUCCAGGGCCGCCAAGAAGCAGUGGCGGCAGUACCGUAUCGGCAGCCUCGUCGCGUGCCGGCCGGGGCAGGGGGACGGGGACGGGGGGGCAGCCGGCGACGAGAGGUCGAUGCGGAUCGCAAGCUCGUGCGUAAUCAGCUGAGUAUGUUUUUGCACGCCGCCGCCGCCGCCGAUCGUGGAGUCGCCGCUGUAUCGCUCUCCCUGGUCCACCUCCUUCCUGUUCGAUGAAUUGACCAUGCCGCUGAUGCUCCUACGGCGCACGCUGUCUGGUUGUUUUGGUUUGUGAACGGUUACGCCGGAGAUUGGUUUCGUUUUUGUACAUUUUUGGAGUCCCUUCUAUUCUAGUCCCGCGGUUUGACAUAGACUAAUCUUUUUACAAGGGUGUUAACGGUUCUUCGUUGUGUAGUGUUAAAGCAAAUUGCCGGAGGGGUUGAGGUUCCUCGCAGGGCCGACUGAUACUGCUGUACGCGUUAGAUAAACACGCGAGGCGUGUGGUACGGCAAAAUCGUUUUCGUACGGGUGUGUCUAGAGGAGAGAGGGUGUAUUUGACGGCGUCACGCAUCUGCCGUGCGGCUACAUAGCACAAUGGAAAACUCGCCGGAAAUCACCGCGGCAGCAAGCGGUAUUACCGGUGUUGGGGCGCUGCGCUAGACGGUGUUCCGUCGCGUCAUGUAACCACACAAGUUGUUUCCGGUGUAUGCAUGUGGUAUGCCACUCUUAGUGUGAAUUCUGUUGUUCUUACAGGGGAAGCGUGUUUGGUGCUUCGGAUGGGGAGGGGUGCGUGUCCGCGUGUUGUAUGCGCCUGUUUCUUGUGCGGCUGCAACAGGGGUUCUGUAAGACAGUAGUAGGUUUUGACACCACUGCUGUUCAUCUAGAAUCUUGGGGUCAAGGCUACUGUAACAGGGGGGGUCUGUGAAAUAGAUUUUGAUUCUACCGUUCAUGUAAGAAUCUUGUGUUCCGAGGCUGCAAGAAGGGGUCCGUGUGACAGAUUUUGUACUGCAGUUCAUUAGAACGUUGCUGAGGCUGCAAAGGAAAGGUCUGUGCAACAGACUCUUGAUACGCCACCCAGCUUCUUCUGUGCGAACGAGGUAGUUCCACGUGUGUAUUCUAUCACCCCAUCCCGCCAGCCCCCCCCCCCCCC
Molecule: messenger RNA, 2271 nt
Organism: Ectocarpus siliculosus
Lineage: Eukaryota; Phaeophyceae; Ectocarpales; Ectocarpaceae
Source: the annotation of a GenBank genome assembly